CCCCCAGCCCUCAUCUAACUUAUUUCAGAACAGAAAAUCAAGGUUAUUCUGUCCUUUUGCUUUUGAGAAAUCAAACAUCAGAAGUAAAGCACUUUUUAAAGCACAUUUUCUUGAUAUGUCUUGAUCCUACCUCAGAGUCUGACAUAGUAUUUUGUAGUGCCAAAAUGAGAAUUUCAUUAGCAGACUUUUUUUAAAAAAAAGUGAUAAAUGCUUAAUCUCAAGGGAAAAAAGUUGAUGACAUUUAAAAUUUCUGCUUUGGAUGAUAUUUAUUCUAUCCCUCAUCUAACAGUCACAGUCUAGUUAAAUUACAGAAUGAAAUAAGGAGUCAUUUGCAUGCGGAGAUGCCACUUACUUCGAGAAACCCUAAUGAUGAAAAAUACAGAUCAAUCCGAAUUGGAAACACAGCUUUUUCUACUAGACUCUUGCCUGUCAGAGGAGCUGUUGAAUGUUUAUUUGAAAUGGGUUUUGAAGAGGGAGAAACACAUCUUAUCUUUCCUAAAAAAGCUUCAGUGGAGCAGCUGCAGAAAAUCCGUGACCUGAUUGCCAUAGAGAGAAGUAGUAGAUUGGAUGGGUCAGAUAAGAGCUUUAAAGUAGGAUCAUCUCAGCAACAGGCCUCUGGGACCCAGAUUCUUACAACACAGUCUUCAAAUCUUAAUGAAUCCCAGUAUCCAGGGAACCAUCAAGGGCAAUCAUCACAUUCACUCUCUGCUCCAAAGGUUAUUGCUGAUUCAGCCAUUCUAAAAGUUCUACAAUCCAACAUUCAGCAUGUGCUUCUCUAUGAAAAUCCUGCUCUCCAGGAGAAAGCAUUGACUUGCAUUCCAGUCAAAGAACUAAAAAGAAAAUCGCAAGAAAAGCUAUCCAGAGCUAGAAAGUUAGAUAAAGGUUCUAAUAUCAGUGAUGAGGAUUUCCUUUUGCUGGAGCUUCUACACUGGUUUAAAGAGGAAUUUUUUCACUGGGUAAAUAACGUCUUAUGCAGCAAAUGUGGUGGAGAAACUAGGUCUAGAGAGAAAUUAUUGCCCAAUGAUGAUGAGCUGAAGUGGGGUGCAAAAAAUGUAGAAGAUCAUUACUGUGAUGCAUGCCAGUUCAGCAAUCGUUUUCCAAGAUAUAACGACCCUGAGAAACUUUUGGAAACAAGAUGUGGACGAUGUGGCGAGUGGGCCAAUUGCUUUACACUGUGCUGCCGAGCUUUAGGGUUUGAGGCUCGCUACGUUUGGGAUUAUACAGACCAUGUUUGGACAGAAGUCUAUUCUCCUUCUCAGCAGCGGUGGCUGCACUGUGAUGCAUGUGAAGAUGUCUGUGACAAACCACUCCUUUAUGAAAUAGGAUGGGGCAAGAAGCUUUCUUAUGUCAUAGCAUUUUCUAAAGACGAGGUAGUUGAUGUCACUUGGCGGUAUUCUUGUAAACAUGAAGAGGUAAUCUCUAGGAGAACUGAAGUUAAAGAAGACUUACUUCGAGAAACUAUUAAUGGGAUUAAUAAGCAGAGACAACUAUCUUUGUCAGAAAAUAGAAGAAAAGAACUUCUCCACAGGAUAAUUGUAGAGCUUGUUGAAUUUAUAUCUCCCAAAACCCCUAAGCCUGGAGAGCUGGGUGGAAGAAUAUCUGGAUCAGUGGCUUGGAGAGUGGCCCGAGGAGAAAUGGGUCUAGAGAGAAAGGAAACCCUGUUCAUUCCUUCUGAAAAUGAGAAGAUGUCUAAACAUUUCCACCUUUGCUACAAUAUUGUGAAAAAUCAUUAUGUUCGAGUUUCAAAUAACAAUCAAACCAUUUCUGGAUGGGAGAAUGGUCUGUGGAAAAUGGAAUCCAUAUUCAGAAAAGUUGAAACAGACUGGAACAUGGUAUACUUGGCUCGAAAGGAAGGAUCAUCUUCUGCUUACAUUUCCUGGAAGUUUGAGUGUGGCUCAGUUGGCCUAAAAGUAGAUAGCAUUUCCAUCAGAGCAAGUAGUCAAACCUUUGAGACUGGAACAGUAAGGUGGAAGUUGCGAUCUGAUAGUACACACAUAGACCUGACAGGCGAUAAAAAUCUUCAGUUGUAUAAGGAUUUUUCAGGUGCCACUGAAGUUAUUUUGGAAGCAGAGUUAAGCAAAGGAGAUGGUGAUGCUGCUUGGCAACAUACGCAGCUGUUUAGACAGAGCUUAAAUGACCAUGAAGAGAAUGGUUUGGAGAUAAUCAUAAAGCUCACUGAACUCUGACAGCCUGACCAUUCUAGAAAAGCAGGCAGUAAUCAAGGAUUUAUCAUGCGAGUUGUCUGGAUUUAGUGCAUGCUCAUUUGGCAAUUUACCACCCUGUGCCCACAUACUUCUUUUGCUAGCUAUCCAUCAUGUAUCCCUCAUUAAAAUAUAUCUUUAUACUGUGAACCAUAAUGAAUCUUGACUUGAAAACUCCCUUUCAUAUAUCACUUACAACUCAGUGUAAAGUGUCUUGUCCCCAUAUGAGAUUCUAAUUCAAAUAGUUUUAAAGAAAAUGAUGGUGUUCAUGACUAUGCUGUUCAUAAUUAUGGUAAAAUCUUGGGCUAAUAGUAAAUUAACAUUUUCUGGUCAGACAUUAAUGUCUUUAUAAGUAGUUGAAUUAGAUUUUCUUAAUAUUUUUAAGUUUUAACAAAUGUGCUUAGUGCAGUAUCUUAUAAGUUAUAUAAUGCAUGAAAAUUUUUAUGGUUGUAAAUAUAUAGUUAUUAAAUAAAAAUUAUUUUGCCUUACACCUUUUUAGUGCUUACUUUGGCUAUAUACAAACCUAUGUUAUAUGUCCUAAGCAUUGAAAAACACUGAAUAAGCAAAAGUUAUGAAAACAUUUAAUAUUGACAGCAUAAAUUCAAAGAUACAUUGUAAGUUCCAUAGUUGUGAACACUUGAAAUGGUUUACAUUUAAGUUGUAAACUACCUCAUUGAAUAAAGUAUUUAUGAUUUUGAAACUA
Molecule: messenger RNA, 2904 nt
Organism: Dipodomys ordii (Ord's kangaroo rat)
Lineage: Eukaryota; Metazoa; Chordata; Mammalia; Rodentia; Heteromyidae
Gene: Ngly1
Product: N-glycanase 1
Exons: 12
Coding region: 342-2186 (614 amino acids)
Biological process (GO): protein deglycosylation; glycoprotein catabolic process; protein quality control for misfolded or incompletely synthesized proteins
Cellular component (GO): nucleus; cytoplasm; cytosol
Molecular function (GO): peptide-N4-(N-acetyl-beta-glucosaminyl)asparagine amidase activity
Source: RefSeq, a predicted model, not a curated record